AACGGCGGCAACCUCUCGGUGAUCAAGCUCAUAAAGAUGAACGAGAACACAUUUGUGCUGUUUAGGGAGGGGAAAAGGGUCACAUUAAGGCCAGAAGACCUGAGUACAGAGAAAAUAGGUGUCAUUUUCCAGGUACAAAAAGAGACCAUUUAUUUGACAGAUGACACAAAUGUGACUUCAUGUGCUAUGACCUCACUCGGAAAGGUCAUUAUGAAGUCCAUGGCAACAGCACCUCUCUAGAGAAGCUGCCCAGGGAACUUUCAUCUUGCCAGCAGCCAGUCAGAUUUUCUUUUCACCGUCCACCCAGUGCAGCUGCUGGCGCUGCGUCUUCACAUUCAAGGAGCACCCUGGUCAAAACCUUUGUCAGGAAUGUCUUCAUUGCUGAUGUCGUCAAUGGAAAGCUGGAGAGCAGCAAGAUGGUGACAGUCCGCUUCACAGAGUUUGAGGCCUGUGUUGCAACAAUCACUGACAAGGUGAAAGAAGCCCUCGGAGAACAGGAGCCUGUCAUUUUGACUGAUAGUCAGGGGAAUAAAAUAAUUGAUUCGGAAGGAACAAGAGGAUCAGUAUACUGGAAGCAAAAUUCCAGGAAAGUAUUUGCAGUACCUGAAGCUCAUCUGCUCCAGGUUAAUAAGAGGAGGCGGCUGAGUCGCAGAGAAGAUACUGGCCUUCAAGAGGUUGUAGCAGACAUUGAAGAUGUUGUCGAGGCAGCCCAAGGAUUAAAGGAAGUGUCACAGAUUAUCAAAGAUCUCAGUGGAUUUGGUCAUUCUACGAUGACGACAACCUUGUCUCUGUCAGAAGCCGAAGCAGCCUCUUUAAGAGAAAUCUGUAGCUGUCUCGUCUGUAAAGGUCUUUUAAAACGACCAAUGUUCUCCACCUGCUGUAGAAGCCUGAUUGGGUGUAAGGUGUGUGUAACAGAGUGGUGCAAAACCAGCACUUCCUGCCCCAAAUGUCGUGAAGACGAUUUAGAGGACAACAUCCAUGAAGUGGCUGGACUUGGUGAGGCCCUGGCACCACUGGAAAAGUUGCUCCUGUAGUAAAUAUAGUUUUUAUGUAUAAUUUAGCACUGUGUUUUGGAA
Synchiropus splendidus (mandarinfish) is the source of this 1076-nucleotide messenger RNA. RefSeq lists its product as uncharacterized. The coding region runs from base 180 to 1034 and encodes 284 amino acids. NCBI's taxonomy places the organism in Eukaryota, Metazoa, Chordata, Actinopteri, Syngnathiformes, Callionymidae. The transcript is spliced from 6 exons. The record is from RefSeq and is a predicted model, not a curated record.